AUGGAAAUCGUUGAAGUUUCGACUGGAGUCCAACAUCAGGAACCAACUUCUGAGGAUGUGAGUUUUUUCAAAUUCAAAUUCAUAAUUUGGUUUUUUAAGUUAUUGAAACUUCCUACGAGAAUCUUAACAUUCCCCUGCUCAAAUCCAAUGUUAAUCUGAAGCUUUCAGAAUUUCGCAAAAUUUCAUCUAACUCCCAAUUUUCAGGUAUAUCUUGCUCUUUUUGUGAUGAUCCUAUGUGUUUUGGCGUUGUUCGCAAUUCAUAAACGCAAAACAAUUUGCGGAUUUCAAACGAGGAACGAGCUGAUUUAUCGGUAUUUUGUCCAAUAUCACUGCGAAGAUUUCGAAAUCGAGCCGUAUAUUGAGGUGCUUUAA
Messenger RNA from Caenorhabditis angaria, 372 nucleotides. NCBI's taxonomy places the organism in Eukaryota, Metazoa, Nematoda, Chromadorea, Rhabditida, Rhabditidae. The record is from the annotation of a GenBank genome assembly.